AUGUCGGUCUUUUUCUUCGGCGACCACACGACGUCGUCGUUGAUUCACAGCGCAUCGACCCCCUCUGGCUGCCCCGAGCCACUCCUCUGCAUCCACAGUGAGCUGCCUCCCGAUCUUCCCUUUCCUUUCCUGCUCCUGCGCCCCUGCUCACCCACGCCACCGCCCGCACUAGCGCUCGCCUUGCCUUCCCUGUGUGCACUGCUGCCUACUGACCCUGCGAACACCCCGGCUCCAGAUGCACCGCCCUCCCUCUGCUCCCCGCCCGCGCGCACAUACCCCUCGCUGCUGCUAGCCGCGCACGCCCGCGGUCGCCGUUCCCCGCGCCCGCCUCCGGCUGCAGCUUCCCCUGCUGCUGCUAGCUGCCGUCGUCGCCUGCUGCUCGCGGCCCCGCCACGCUCACCUGUCGCCCCCGCCCGCUACUCCCGGACGCACCUGUCGCGCCGCUACCCUGUCCGCCACGCUCGCCUCUGCUCGCCCGCGCCCUCCCUUGCCUCCUCGCACGCAUCCGCCGCGCCGGCGCCGCCCGGCUCCGGCAUGGCCCUCCUCCCUUCACCCCGCGGCCUCCCUCUACUUCCUCUGGAAGCGCGCGAGCGCGAGCUCGCCCCCGGUAGCCUUUGCGGCUUGAGUCACCGCCCAUAG
Messenger RNA from Aegilops tauschii subsp. strangulata, 639 nucleotides. The record is from RefSeq and is a predicted model, not a curated record. Lineage: Eukaryota; Viridiplantae; Streptophyta; Magnoliopsida; Poales; Poaceae.